AUGGAUGAAGAAGAUGAUCCUUGGCCAGAAGAUCAGUCUAUGACUGAUGAAGAAGAUGAUCAAUGGGCUGAUGAUUGUUCCAACACAGACUCUGAUGAGGGACCCUAUGAAGAAGACCCUGAACCAGAACCACCAGAUCCUUACCAAAAUGACCCCCACUCCACUGACUGGUCCAGAAAAGAAUCUGACCCAGAAGAAGGUUAUGAGAGUGAUUCAUGGCAGGAAGAGACUGAAGCUGAAAACAGUCUAGAAAUAUCAAAAGAUUGGGAUCAUGAAUCUGAAGAAGAAACUCAGCUCCAACUGGACGUCCAAGAGGACUUAUGGGAGGAUCAAACCCAUCCUGAUGAUGAACAAGAUGACAUGCCAUGGUAUGAAGACACCAACUCUCAGCUCAGUUUAGGAGAAACUGAUCACAAUGAUGAAGAGACUUGGAACCGAGAAGAUAAGCCAGAUGAUAGCUUUGGUACUAACUCAGAAAAUGAGGAGGAAGCCAUAAGUGAGUCUGGAAGAAAUGUUAAAGAGUCCCAACUUGUCUUGGCUGAAGAGGAAGAAGUUGAAAGUGAGGCCGGAAGAAAUGUUAAUGAACUUGGAGCACACUCUACAUACUUUUCUGGUUAUGGCCAAAGAGACGAAACUUACUCUAAGUGGGAGGACGAAAUGGAGGCCUUGUUUAAGAAUCACCACGUUCCAGAAGAGGAGUGA
Messenger RNA from Brassica napus (rape), 702 nucleotides. Its product is annotated as protein PFC0760c-like. The record is from RefSeq and is a predicted model, not a curated record. Bases 1 to 702 code for a protein of 233 amino acids. NCBI's taxonomy places the organism in Eukaryota, Viridiplantae, Streptophyta, Magnoliopsida, Brassicales, Brassicaceae. The transcript has a single exon.